This is a messenger RNA of Gossypium raimondii (Peruvian cotton), 1541 nucleotides long. Its product is annotated as beta-amyrin 28-monooxygenase. Bases 20 to 1462 code for a protein of 480 amino acids. The record is from RefSeq and is a predicted model, not a curated record. The transcript is spliced from 3 exons. Lineage: Eukaryota; Viridiplantae; Streptophyta; Magnoliopsida; Malvales; Malvaceae. Gene Ontology annotation, molecular function: monooxygenase activity; heme binding; oxidoreductase activity, acting on paired donors, with incorporation or reduction of molecular oxygen. Gene Ontology annotation, biological process: sterol metabolic process.
GAUUCCAAAGGCAAAAACUAUGGAGCAUUUCUAUAUCACCCUUUUGUUACUCUUUGUCUCCUUCGUAACUCUCUCCCUCUUCGUCCUUUUUUAUAAACACCGCUCCAAUUACUCCGCCGAUAACCUCCCUCCCGGUCGGCCAGGUUUACCCUUCGUCGGCGAGACCCUCGAGUUUCUCUCCACUGGAUGGAAAGGCCACCCGGAAAAGUUCAUAUUCGAUCGCAUGGCCAAAUACUCUUCCCAAGUCUUCAAAACCAACAUCCUCGGUGAACCAGCAGCCGUCUUCUGCGGUGUCGCCUGCAACAAGUUCUUGUUUUCGAACGAGAACAAGCUUGUUACCGCAUGGUGGCCGAGUUCCGUCGACAAAAUCUUCCCUUCUUCAUUACAAACAUCGUCAAAAGAAGAAUCAAAGAAAAUGAGGAAGCUAUUGCCUCAAUUCUUAAAACCAGAGGCUUUACAAAGGUAUAUCGGAAUAAUGGACGCCAUUGCCAAUGAACACUUUGCUUCUCAAUGGGAAAAUAAAGAACAAGUCCUUGUUUUUCCAUUGGCUAAAAGAUAUACUUUCUGGUUAGCUUGUCGGUUGUUUUUAAGUAUUGAAGAUCCUCACCAUGUUUCAAAGUUUGAAGGACCGUUUCAUUUAUUGGCUUCGGGUAUUAUUUCACUCCCCAUUGAUCUUCCCGGAACGCCAUUUAAUCGAGCCAUUAAAGCUUCGAAUUUCAUUCGGAAAGAGCUUUUAAAGAUUAUCAAGCAACGAAAAGUUGAUUUAUCGGAAGGGAAAGCGUCGCCAACUCAAGAUAUAUUGUCGCAUAUGUUGUUGACGAGUGAUGAAAAUGGACAGUUCAUGACGGAAGUGGAUAUCGCCGAUAAGAUUCUUGGGUUGUUGAUAGGUGGCCAUGAUACUGCCAGUGCUGCCUGCACUUUCAUCGUCAAAUAUCUUGCUGAGCUUCCUCACAUCUACGAGCUCGUUUACAAAGAACAAAUGGAAAUAGCAAAAUCAAAAGCCCCAGGUGAAUUGUUGACUUGGGACGACGUUCAAAAGAUGAAAUAUUCAUGGAAUGUUGCUUGUGAAGUGCUAAGACUUGCCCCACCACUACAAGGUGCUUUCAGGGAAGCCAUCAAUGACUUCAUUUUCAAUGGUUUCUCUAUUCCAAAGGGUUGGAAAUUAUAUUGGAGCGCAAACUCAACCCAUAGAAACCCUGAAUGUUUUCCAGAACCGUUGAAAUUUGACCCGACAAGGUUUGAAGGGAAAGGGCCAGCGCCCUACACGUUCGUUCCGUUCGGCGGCGGUCCUCGAAUGUGCCCGGGCAAAGAAUAUGCUCGAUUGGAAAUACUUGUUUUCAUGCAUAAUAUUGUGAAAAGGUUUAAGUGGAAGAAAUUAGUGGCUGAUGAGAAGAUCAUUGUUGAUCCCAUGCCUAUGCCAGCAAAGGGUCUUCCAGUUCUCCUUUAUCCGUAUAAAUCUUAAAUUAUUUUUCAACUUUCAUAAUUAUCUAUGUACCAAUGCAAAUGAAGCAAUCUUCUUUGCUCUUUUUUUUUUUUUUUGU